This is a messenger RNA of Thermothielavioides terrestris NRRL 8126, 177 nucleotides long. RefSeq lists its product as uncharacterized. The annotation marks the transcript as partial. NCBI's taxonomy places the organism in Eukaryota, Fungi, Ascomycota, Sordariomycetes, Sordariales, Chaetomiaceae. The transcript has a single exon. The record is from RefSeq and is a predicted model, not a curated record.
AAAACGUACAGCACCGGGGAUUCGCUGGUCGUCACCGACCCAACUACUAAUCCGGCGGUUGGUAGCUUAUCUAGGGGAGAGCGGACGGGAUCCCGAGUUCUCUACCACCUAUGGCCGUGCGUGCUAGGACCUGUGAAAGAUCUGGAAUAUAAAGAGUGGUUGCGUUACGGGUGUUGA